Molecule: messenger RNA, 4606 nt
Organism: Symbiodinium sp. CCMP2456
Lineage: Eukaryota; Dinophyceae; Suessiales; Symbiodiniaceae
Source: the annotation of a GenBank genome assembly
GCCCCAGAAGCUUCGCCGCCUUUAUGCGGCGGAGGGAGACGAAGACGACACCGACGACGAGGGGGAAUCCGAUCAAGAUCUUCCUUCAGGCCCAAAGAAAGGUUCCAGCAAGCAGCGCGGGGACAGCCCAGACCUCCGAAAGGUUCUGGUCAAGGGCCUUGCUUCGGGGCAAUCGGCGAACGACCUCCUGCCGGCGAUGAUGAUGGCCCUCCUUCUCGACAAGGAUCGCAGCCGAGGGCGCAAGAAGAGUCGCGAGGAUGCGGACGAGCUCGGUAUCCUUGGUGGCUCCGACUCCGACGAUUCGGGCAUCGAGGGCGCCUCCAAGUCCAAAGGCAUGCGGGCUGUGGCGAGCUUAAACAAACUCCACAAGCAGAUCCAAACGAGGCCGCGCCGAAUCUGCGAGCUCUUCGAGAAGGAGGUGAUCGAGGACCUAGGAAUAGUCCGGGGGCAGGCCUGGACAGUGAAGGACUUCGUUCGCAAGCAGCAUUGGGGCAAGUUCAAGGGGAUCUUCAGGUGUGCGAUGAUGGACGUGGCCGUCUACGAGUACUUAAGGAACAAUCAGCCGGAGAUCGCCGCGGCCCAGGUGGUGCAGAACUUGAAGGCGAAGAUGCAGAGCGUAUUGGCCGGGGGCGACUGGUCAGCAGCUUGGCUCCUCACUGGCUUGCCCGAUCCGAUUGCCAGGCGGGAGUUUGUGGGCAGCAAGGAGGAGAUGGCUGUGGUUUCGGGCUACGUGGAAGCACUUGCGAAACUCCAGAAGAGGGUCAAGGACGUGCGUGCCAAGCCGGGCGAUGCGGUGCAACAUCCCAUCCUGGCUUCGAGGACUUUGAAUUCAAGCUUUUAUGAAUAUUUUAUGUGGUUUGAGGGCGUCCAAGGUCAUAGGCUGGAGCGGUCCGGCACCGGUGUCCCGCUUUUUCCAUGCAUGCUGCCCUAUCCGGAAGCCGUGGUCGCUGAAGGUGAGACGAUGGAGGAAGGCCAGGUGUGUGAUUGGUGGUCCAAAGCUUUCGUGAAUACGUUUAUGGCUUGGGGCAACUUUGUCACCCUUGGCUGUCCUCGUCCCGGGGGCAGUGCGUAUGAGCCGCGAGUGGGCUAUCUGAGCAUGGAGGGCAUUCGGGCCCGUGCUGACAAGCUCCUUGGCGAGGUACGUGAAUUCGCUUGUUUGGAUCUGGUUUUAGGUCGGCUUUCUUGUGAUGGCAAGAAGGGGGCGAUAGACGCUUUGAUCUCGAAGGUCCAGUGUACAGUGGGUGCAAGUUAUUUCAAGCAAUUUGGACAGGUUGAUGGUGGUGUGGUGGGUAGUGCCUUGCCGGUCUCGGCCGCGCGGGUGGCCAUCCCGAAGAAGGCGGGCACAGUGGAUCCUUGUGAGUGGUUGGACCCCGAUAAGGCCCAUGCAUUGCAUCAUCUCGAAGAGUACCACCUGCUGGAGCAUUUGUGGUCCGAUGUUGUGCGAGCAUGCCAUCGCGUGCCCCAGGAGGAGGAAGCUUCUUUGGCACGCCGGCUCCUCGAGGCAGACAUGGCGGUUCUUGUUCCAGAGCGGGAGCUUCCUCGGAAUCGAGCGGGCGAGUUGAUGCCAGGAGGGUUGUUCUGUGUAGCCAAAAACCAGACGGAGGUGGGCACGUUUGCCAGCGGGGUCAUGCUUCUGCCGGAUGUUGCUUCGGAGUACAAUGCCGUGGGCCGCCAGGUGGAUCGUGCCGUUGUUGCUGAGUUUGGCGGUGACCCCAAAGUACCUUAUCGCUUGUGCUUCCGGGUGCUGGGCAUGGGUGACCUUAACGCGUGCGAUGUGGCCCAGGCUGUUCAUGAAGCAGUGCUGCGCAAGCGCGGUGUCCUGGACCCAGCCCACACCUUGCACUACGGUGAGCACGUUUCAGACAGUGAUUUGUGGGAGGGCGCGUAUUUAGAUGACCUGCUGAUUGCCCAGAAGAUCACCCUGCCCUAUAACAUCCCCCUAGAUGGCAGCUUCGAGCCCCCCGCCGCCCAGGUCAGCGACAAGGACUUCGAGCAGGUGGUCGCGGCCGAGGGCGCGUACAAGGCCGCGGGUUUGGAGAGAGCCGUGCGCAAAGCGUUUCGCUUUGAACCUCGGUUUCGUGCCUGGGGCGCGGAGGUGGACGGGAUCCAAGGGCGUGUGAGCUCCCCGCUCGACGUGCGUCGCCAAGUGUGGAUGAUCCUGAUGAAGAUUGUGACGGGCGGAUGGUGUUCGCGUGAGGUGCUCCAAAAGACUAUCGGCUACCUCGCCUUCGUGUUCCAGUACCGCCGGGAGUUUUAUAGCUUGCAACAUCAUGUGUACCGCUACCUUGAACGAAUGCCGGCAGGGAAGUGGGUGCCAUUGCCAGGUUACAUCCUCGACGAGUUGCGCAGCUGUUCAUUGCAUUUGCCUUUUGCGAGGUGGGAUAUGCGGCGGGCGAUUCAUUCCAGUCUGCUAGCAACCGAUGCCACCCCGAGCUCAGGUGGAGCUGUCGAGGCUCCGAUUACCGAAGAGUUGGCGCGGGCCUUGUGGAAGCACGCUGAACUCAAGGGUGAGGCCGCUCGUCUAGAUGACCCAGGUGCUUUGCAGUGGCUGGCUCCUCGAGCCGAGGAGGCUUCACGGUUUGCGAGCUCGGUGGCCUUGUGUCUCCCGUGGCGAGUUGUGAGCAGUUACCAUUUUCGGGAAACCAGCCAUAUCAAUCUUCAAGAGGCCCGGGCCUUGCGCAAAGAGCUUAUCCGACUGGCCGCGGACCCAGCCAACUAUAACACGGUGAUCCUCGCCUUGAAUGACUCUAGGGUUGUGAUCGGCUCCUUUGUCAAAGGUGGCUUCUACGACUUGGGGUACCUGCCCGGGGCGGUGCGGCACCAGGCGAAAGGGUUGGAAAUGAGGGAGCCCAUCGGGCUGAGCUGGGGCAAUGAUGCCUUUGAUGAGCGUGUGACCAAGCUGUUCACCGAGGGCACUUUGUGUUGGGCUUGGAUGGCGCCACCGCGCCGUCGUCCGCGAAAAUGCAUGCUGGGAUCGGGCUUUGGAACUAUAGCUAACAUUGCCAUCCUCCAGGGGGCGUUCUUCGUGAUCGAGCACUCGAAGAGGAGCGUCGCUUGGAAAUUGCCCGGGACUCAGCAGCUAAUCUCCACCGAGGGCAUGAAACUCUUGCAAAUCGAUUGGGAUGCCUAUGACGAGGGCGGGGUUGAUUCACAGGGCAUGCGAAAGCCGUCACGGGUGUUGACAAAUGCUCCUUGGCUCGAGGGAAUGUUGCAACAGCACCCGGGUGGCCUCCAACAUGCACCGCGGCGGGCAGCUCCCAUGAGAAAAGGUGGUGGUGAUGCGGCGUACCCUGAAGCGUUCUGCCGUGUCUUUGCAGAUGCGCUGGUCAGUUGGGCAAAAGCGGGUGCCUCUGAGGAUCGGCACAGCCUUCGUGAGUCCUCAACGUGGCUUUUGAACAAAGCGAGGGAGUUGGGGGCUACGGUGACGCGGCGCACUCCGGCUCGCACACUAGAUCGAGUGUUGGCAGCGACAGUGGAGCAUUGCUAUCAGGAGGGCGAGCGUCUUUACAAGGUCACUCUAGGAGUCUUGGGGUUGCAAAGGACACUACGAAUUGCGGGUCCUCUGGCCGCUAUCAAGGGGUGGCAGUCCCUUCAACCCGUGAAAUCAAGGGUGCCCAUUUCUAAAUAUGUGCUCGAGUGCCUGCUGGUGACCUUGAUGGCGCGAGCGCUGGGUGAGACGGGGCGAGACCGCGAGAGGUAUCUGGCGGCAAUGCUUUCUUCUUGGGUGUGCUUUGAAGCACUGCUCAGACCGGGCGAGGCAGCGGGUUUGUUAGUGGGCGAUGUUUGCCUACCUGAUCCAGGAUCAUUACGCGGUGGCGGAGCUACACAUUUGUUCCGGGUCACUGAGAAUAUCGCUCUUUUACAGUUCGCUGGACGCUGGGCCAGGCAAGAGACGGUUAAGUCCUACUUGCAAGAAGGCUUGGCUUUGCAAGUGGCCUGCUCUGCUAGUGAAGCCGCUAGGGGCAAGUUGGCUGAAGCGCAUGCCGAGUGGCCCCACCACUACACCUUCGGUGGGAUGGAUCGCGGGGCCAGCCAAGACAACCUGGCCGCGCUGCUAGAGGCAGCUCACUCGGCGGCAGCGCAGCUGGGCGACGAGCCGUUGGACGCCGGCCUCACAGCGGCAGAAGUUCUUCAAGACCCGUCUGCCUGCGCGACUGCCGCGCGCUGGAAGGCCGGCUCGGUGGCAGGCGGGUGGAGAACGUGGCUGGUUUUGGUACUGGUCCUGCUCUUCCCUCGCGUGGUGGCUUUGCUCAUAGCCUUGGUGGUGCGGCUGUGCGUCCGUGGACUCUCUAUAGUGCUGUGGCUUUCGGAGUUGCUCCUCGGCAGCCACAGUCCGCCGCAGCCGCCGUUGAUUUUGACAGACGGAGCACCGCCGCCAGCGCCACCGCCAGCAACAGGAAGCCUGACAACUGCCCUCCCUGCCCGACCCUUUGACUUCGUGACGCUCGUGCUCCUCGUUUGGAACCUGUACCGUAACCGGCUAAAGUUCUUCUUUACGGGCAUGCUUGUGUAUGCCCGGGACGGCCGGACGGCAGAGCUGGCCGCUUCUGCCAUCAUCGGCUUGUCCUCUUUGUCAACGACUAGUUUUCUCUUCAGUUCCGGUUGA